GCUUUCAGCCGCUGUCGGGCCCGCGUCGGAAGCUUCCUUAUAGGAAGUCCCAAUUCUGGAAAGCGUGCCUCAUGUCCGGGUGAUACACGCUUCCUGCAUGCUGCCCUGAGGCAUCAGUCCUCAGGAUUAUCUACUGACUCAAUCGUGACGCGCGGUAAACGUAGGCUCUAACACGUGUAGAAAAGUAGACUCGCGGGGCGCAUGCGCCUAUGCUCGCCCUCCCCUUGGACCCGUCCCAUAUCCUUCCAUCAGCUUCACGAUGCAGAGACCGAGCUCUUAUCACGCUUUCUCGAGGUGCGACAGCCAAGUAUGGACCGACUGGCUGCACUCCGAGCGCCAAGCCAACUCAUCAUUGAGUAGCUCAGAGUCUGCAACGAUUGAAGAUGAUAUUAACCGCCAUCAAUCGAAAGACGAUAUCGACGACGCAAUGCCUCUAUGUUAUGCUUCAUUCUUGCCUUCUCCGCCAGACUCGCCGCUGAGUGCGUCCUCGUCGUCUCAGCUGUCCGUAGUCUCGGCGGCGGAUUCCGGCUAUGAUGAGCUACCGGAGAUCCCAUUCGUGUCGUCUUCUCCGUCACGAUUUGACAGCGGUUGGAAUCCGAUGGAGGGCUGUUCAAGCCGGGGGAGCGACGACAGCCACUGCGAGCGGACCUUCUGGGCCUCGGUCAUCCGGCCCACAGCCUCGCGGUCGUCAGAGAAGAGCGUCCCCGUCCUCGGGCAGAUGAGCGAGCGCAGCCUGGCGCCCAGCCGUCACCGCGCUCCUUCCAUCUCUUCGACAGCGUCGUCCCGGACACGGCCUGCACCCGCCAAGUCCAUUUUGUCCUCCAGCUCGUCCACGAGGACACGAACAACGACACGGUCUCCGCCGUCUGUCAAAUUUCUUGAUAUGCCCACGAUCCAUUACGAAGAGGAAGAUGUAUUUGAGCACACCCAUAGCCACGCUCGGUCCGUUUCUGAGGACAGCGGAAAGCGGAGCUUUCUGAAGUGGUUCCGGGGUGCAAGCAAGAAGGCUCAAGCGGCGCAAGAGCGACCGACGAUCUCUGGACCGUUCCCACUGUGGGAGACGCCACCGCGCCGUACGCCAAGCGGCGGGACGCCGAGCGUUCGUUCGACGAAGUCUGGAGCGCCGAGUUUGCGCUCGAUGAAGUCGAACAACAGCCUCCGGUCCGUACGAUCGUGCAGCAGCAGGCUGCAAACGUAUUGGGGUAGGGUGACGGGAAGGGAACUAUGAACUAGCUUCAUGGUCGGUACCUUCUGCGCCCCCCUUCCAUGCUUGGCUUCAUUAU
This is a messenger RNA of Rhodofomes roseus, 1283 nucleotides long. RefSeq lists its product as uncharacterized. The record is from RefSeq and is a predicted model, not a curated record. Bases 260 to 1228 code for a protein of 322 amino acids. NCBI's taxonomy places the organism in Eukaryota, Fungi, Basidiomycota, Agaricomycetes, Polyporales, Fomitopsidaceae. The transcript is spliced from 6 exons.